AUGCGAGACGCGCUGACUCGCGUCGCGGCCGCCGCGCUUCGGCGCGCGACCGCGCUUCGGCGCGCGACCGCGGCGACGCGCGCGCUCGCGCGGUCGGGACCCGCGCGUCGAUGCGCGCUCGCCGCCGCCGGGCGCUCGGCACCUCCGCGAUCGACGGCGCCCUGGUCCGCCCGGGUCGGAGGGUUCCCCGCGCGCGGAUUCGCCGCGUCCGCGUCCGGCGGCGGCGACCGCGCCGUCGGCGACGCGUCCGCGACGACUUCCGAAGUCGCGUCCGCGACGGACGGCGACGCGACCGUCGACGCGACGGAGCGCGACGGCGCGGAGAAACCGAACCCGCGGAAGGAUCUGUACAUGAUGUUCACCUGCGGCAAGUGCGACACGCGGGCGGUGAAAGGGUUCUCGCGCCAGGCGUACGACAACGGCGUCGUCAUCGUUCGGUGCCCCGGAUGCCAGGCCCAGCACUUAGUCGCGGACCGAUACGGGUGGUUCGGCGAGCCCGGGAGCGUGGAGGACUUCCUGCGCGAAAACGGGGAAACCGUCGUGCGAGGCAGGGAAUUCGCGGGAGAGGAGAACGAGGACGGGACGUUGGAGUUCGACGAAGCUCAGCUCAGCGCGUGGAAGGAGAAGGUGAACGCGCGGACGCCUUCGGAAUAG
This is a messenger RNA of Micromonas pusilla CCMP1545, 654 nucleotides long. Its product is annotated as zinc finger domain-containing protein. The record is from RefSeq and is a predicted model, not a curated record. NCBI's taxonomy places the organism in Eukaryota, Viridiplantae, Chlorophyta, Mamiellophyceae, Mamiellales, Mamiellaceae. Gene Ontology annotation, biological process: protein import into mitochondrial matrix; protein stabilization; protein folding. The transcript has a single exon. Gene Ontology annotation, molecular function: protein-folding chaperone binding; zinc ion binding. Gene Ontology annotation, cellular component: mitochondrion. The coding region runs from base 1 to 654 and encodes 217 amino acids.